Molecule: messenger RNA, 717 nt
Organism: Scleropages formosus (Asian bonytongue)
Lineage: Eukaryota; Metazoa; Chordata; Actinopteri; Osteoglossiformes; Osteoglossidae
Gene: ppp1r14d
Product: protein phosphatase 1 regulatory inhibitor subunit 14D
Exons: 4
Coding region: 62-421 (119 amino acids)
Biological process (GO): regulation of phosphorylation; innate immune response
Cellular component (GO): cytoplasm
Molecular function (GO): protein serine/threonine phosphatase inhibitor activity
Source: RefSeq, a predicted model, not a curated record
AGGAAGAGAGAGAGGCAGCGCUCAGAGUUUCCUCAGCUGUUUUGCGGAGGCCGCAGCAGGCAUGGCGUCGGAGCCGAGCUCCCAGUCCAGGGUGGUGUUCCAAACCCCAGACAAGGAGGAGGAGGAGCCCCCCCACCGCAAGCUGGGAAAGCUGACGGUCAAGUACAACCGCAAGGAUCUGCAGAGGCGGCUGGACAUCGAGGAGUGGAUCGACGGACAGCUGCACCUGCUCUACGACUGUGAGGAGGAGGAGAUUCCAGAGCUGGAAAUUGACAUAGAUGAGCUACUGGAACUGCCAGACGCACAGCAGAGAUCAAAGUUGCAUGAGCUUCUGCAAGAAUGUGGCAAACCAAAAGAGGACUUCAUCAACGGCCUGCUAUACCGGAUGAAGGGGCUACGCAAAAUGUCCCUAAAGAAAUGAGAGCUGAGACAUGAGAGGCACUGCUUGAAACAAUGUGAAGACCGUAAGCCCUGCCUCCAUGACCCCUGACCCCUUUAUUGGAACAUCUGGAUAUCUGUCUGUACAAUAUACAUGUUAACAGAACUAAUGAGUGGAUGUCGCAAGUGGGUUUCUGUGGAUAAAAGUCUGGAUUGGACUGCUUUCUGAACAGUAUUUAUGGACAGUUUUGACACAUUGGAUCCCCAGUGUAGAAAUAACAAACCGUGCCCUUUUUUUGUGAAUUAAAAGGUAAUAAAAAUGUUGUUUUCAUCUUUUAA